AUGUCUGAGCUCAGGAAUUUCGAUCGCAUGUUCCGCCUUGACGGCAAGGUGGCUUUGGUUACUGGAGGAUCAAGAGGCCUCGGGCUCCAUACCGCCACCGCCUUCCUGCUCGCCGGCGCAAAGAAGGUCUUCAUCUCGGCGCGCAAGAACGAAGGCCUGCAGGGCAUCGACCAAGCCGUCGAGAAGCUCAACAAGCUCCCCGUCUCAGGCACGGCAGUCGGCGUCGCCGCGAACGCUGCCGACACUGAGGACAUCGCACGGCUGGUCAAGACGGUGCAGGAGACGGACGACGGGCUCGACAUCCUGGUCUGCAAUGCUGGCGCGACGUGGGGCGGGCCCUUCGACCCGACGCCGGACUGGUCGAGCAAGAAGGUGCUCGAUCUGAACGUGCGCGGCGUCUUCAACUUGGCGCGAUUGUACGGCCGCCCUCCACUCCGCGCGGGCUGGAGAGAGCUAACGGUUGCCAGGUUUGCGCCGCUCCUCGAGAGAGCAGGCACGCGAGACGACCCCUCCCGCAUCAUCAUCGUCUCGUCCACCGCCGGCACCACCGUACCGCACGUUGGCGACCAUGGCACCAUCAUGUACAGCGUCUCCAAGGCAGCAGCACACCACCUCGCGCGCCAGCUCGCUGUGGAGCUCGGCCCGCGAAACAUUACUACCAACACCGUGGCCCCCGGCUUCUUCCCGUCCAAGCUGGCCAACGGCUUGAUCGAGAUUCUUGGUGGCGAGCAGGAGCUCAAGGACUGGAACCCGCGCAAGCGGCUAGGAGAGCCUGAGGAUAUUGCCGGUGUGAUGGUCUAUCUAGCCUCACCCGCGGCAGCGUACGUCAAUGGCGAGGAUAUCGCGGUCGAUGGAGGGGUGCGCUACGCCCAGGGACGGCAAUCGAAGUUGUAG
Trematosphaeria pertusa is the source of this 894-nucleotide messenger RNA. RefSeq names its product NAD(P)-binding protein. The coding region runs from base 1 to 894 and encodes 297 amino acids. NCBI's taxonomy places the organism in Eukaryota, Fungi, Ascomycota, Dothideomycetes, Pleosporales, Trematosphaeriaceae. The record is from RefSeq and is a predicted model, not a curated record. The transcript is spliced from 2 exons.